Molecule: messenger RNA, 3779 nt
Organism: Tachysurus fulvidraco (yellow catfish)
Lineage: Eukaryota; Metazoa; Chordata; Actinopteri; Siluriformes; Bagridae
Gene: arhgef37
Product: Rho guanine nucleotide exchange factor (GEF) 37
Exons: 14
Coding region: 322-2499 (725 amino acids)
Molecular function (GO): protein binding; guanyl-nucleotide exchange factor activity
Source: RefSeq, a predicted model, not a curated record
CGUGUUGACACAGUGUUCAGUAGUAGUUUUUAGUGUGUUUAGAGUUAGGAAGUGCUGUAUUUGGGACGUAGCCGAGCGCGUGCAGACGUGAGAGAAUUUAAGACGCAGAACACGGAAUGUCGGCGGAAGGUGACACCUUGAGUCACGGUUUCUGUUUGUUCGCUUAUUUUCGGACUCACGUAGUUAAGUGUGAGCGUUUCACAUGAUGUAAGCGACAAGUCGAGUCCCAACAGCAUCCCUGAAGAAACAUGAAGCUCCCUGAGUUAAUGGUCUCCUCUCGGCUGUAGGAACACACAUUACAGAUGAACCUGAAUCUCAGCUAUGAGCAGGUCCGGGAUGGAGCGUCGAUUUGGGAGGCUAAGCAGACAGGGAACGUCUGAGGAGCUCCCUGAGCUGAAAGAGGUGGCCGAAGAGGUGAGAAGCCAGAUACCAGUGUUGACUGUGGAAGAUGUGGACGGAGAUGUUGAGAACAAAGAGGAGAACGAUGGGAAGAGGAAGACUAAGGAGGAGGAGGCAGCAGAAAGGGAAAGGAAAGCUCAGAGGCAGAGCAUGACCAUACAAGAGCUGGUGGAUACAGAGAGGAACUACUUGAAGAGCCUACAGAUUUGCACAGUUACUAUCCGCACCAACCUAGAGAAGCUACAGCCCCCACUGGGUAAUCUGGAUGGAAUGUUCCAGCACAUUGACAAAGUCAUGGACGUGUCUGUUCGACUCCUGAGCCUCCUGGACAAGGCACAGCUGAAGCCCAGUGAUCCUCAGUUCCUUGAAACUCUCUGUACUUCUUUCCUACAAAUGACAGAAGAUAUAGAGAUGGCAUACAAGGAAUAUCUGGCAAACUAUAAUAACAUCACAGCUAUAGAGGCUGGCUACAAGCAGAAGGAAGUCCAGUGGAUGGAAAUGGUGAAAGUCAUCAAGUCCUCUGCGCCAGAUGUGAAUGCCUCCACUCUCAGUUUCUUUUUGGUGAUGCCUGUACAGAGAAUUGCCCGUUACCCCCUGCUGCUGCAAACAAUACAGAAACACACUGACCCCCAGCAUCCUGCCUACUCCCUGCUGGAGGACACGGCCCACGCCACAGUCCAGCUCAACUGCAGGAUUAACGAGUACAAGCGCUUCCGUGAAGUGGCUGAUAAGUACAAGAAGACAGAAAACUUGACCAUCAAAGACAAGAUCAACCGGCUGAGUGGUCACAGCAUUGCUAAGAAGACAGCCAGACUGAGCCAGUACAUUAAACAUGAAACUGGUAUUGUACCAAAGGUUAAAGAUGAAGAGUUUGAUGCCCUUGUAGGAUUUUUCUUUAUUUUAGAGAAGUGUGUUACAGAUCUGCAUGCCAAUAUGGCAACCUAUCUCAGCCACCUGCAGAGGUUCCUCAGCUGUAGGCCAGAGGAGGCUGACUUGGACCUGGAGGGUGAGAAGGCUGCCCUCUUCUCAAAGGAAAUUACUGUUGCUCUGAGACAGUGGAUAUUCCCAGUUUAUGAGGUUCGCCUGAAGACUUUGGUAUUCAAACCGUUGACUUCUCUGCAUGAGCUUAUGGCCGGGCCACGUAAUUUGAUCCGCAAGAGAAGGGACAAGCUACUAGACUUUGAAGCGAUUGAGGAGAAGAGUAGCCUGAGCUAUGAUGAACAGGCCAUUGCCAACACCUACAAGACUAUUAACACACUGUUGCUUAAUGAGCUGCCUCAAUUCAAUGCUAAAUCCCUGCAGCUGCUGUGGGCCACUCUGGGUGCCUUCAGCUGCCUACAAAAGGACCUGGCUGUGGACAUGGAACAGCUCGCCACCAGCUUUACUCAUCAGCUCCCACACACUUAUAUGGACAACAGUGCAUUCUGGGAGUGGGCAGAGAGCUCAGUGCUGGAGGGUGCCAGGAAGCUGGAGAAGCUGUGUCAGAGCGUCCAGGAUGAGCUCAAUGCUCCCAUUGUGCAGCCUGUUGUUACAGUGUCUGAAAAGAGCCUGAAAGGAUUGAUGGAAAAAUAUGGAACAGGAAAGCUCUACCAGCUGACUGGGCCUGUGGUGGCCACGCGUGACCUUGAUCUUAACCUGAACAAAGGCGAACUGGUGGCUGUGAUCAGUGAAAUGGACACGCGAGGGGACCGCCGCCGCUGGCUGGUAGACGCAGGAGGUCCCAGGGGCUAUGUUCCAGCAUCCAAGCUGACUCACUACAACCAUGUUUCUCUGGCACAACCUCCUCCUUCCCCACUCCUCAGCGCCACAUCCAAUGGACCUGGAGCAAGGAGACACUCGUACACACCAGGAAUACAGCCCAUUAUCACCACAACUGCACCCUGCUUCCAGGUGUUUGCAGGGUACGACUUCACAGCACGGAGCAGUCACGAACUGUCUCUGAGGUCUGGAGAACCAGUGCGUGUAGUGGAGCCUCACGAUAAACGCGGCAAUGCCGAGUGGAGUCUGGUGGAGGCGCGAGGUCAAAGAGGCUACGUCCCUACUAACUACCUUGCCGUUCUGCCUUCAGUCGUGGCGUCGCCCACCCUGCCUUACCACUAGUAUCUACUACCACAGCAUGUCUCUAUGUGCACUCCAAACACUCCCAAACACACAGCUGAAGUGUUCUCCAUGUGAGUGUGGGUAGGUGAUGAUUUCACUGUCCAGUCUGUGAGCUGGAGUGGUGCUCAGGCCUCAUCCAGAGUCUCGUCUGCAGAUCAGCUCUGUUUUAAGCCGCUGCACAGAGAGCCGUUUGUCACAGCCGCAAUACCAGGUGGAGAUGAGCUGUGCAGCACUGAUCGAGUGUGUGCUGUGUGGGUUUAACUGACGCUUAUUAUUUGUCUGUGCGAAUGGCUCUCUGUUAGAGUACGAUUGAAGGCAUGGAGUAAUCGAGUGAUAGGAUAAAGGGGUGAUGGACAUGUUCUAUGCCUCAAGCCAUGCGCUGCAUUAUCUGUCUCUGAAUCUCAGAGGAACUUAAAAACCUUGAGCUUUGCUGUGAAACGUGGAUCUGAAGGUGUGAGUCAGCUCUGAUAAACCUGGCUACCAUGCAGAAGGGGGCCUAUUUGCUAAAUCUGGAUGAGCUUGAGCUUUUAAUUUUAUUUUUGUAUUUAAAAACUGUGAGACUAAGUGAGGCAAUACUGAAUUUUAUUUUUUAACUGAAUGUUAAAUAAUUCCUGAGUGAAAUGUAUAGAAGGAAUGUUUUUAGAAUUAUGAGACACUGCAUUAUGUAGAUAUGGUAGUGUAUACUGUUUAGAACAUUGUAAAUAUUUCUUUCAUCAUGUAAAUAUGAAUCGCAAAACCUUACUCAGUUUUAACACUGGAUUAACAUUGCAUUCUAGUUGGCAUUUUUUUUGCACAAUGCGUUGCACUGAUUUAACUACUGAACUUCUAAGAAAAACUUUUAAAAAACUAAACUUAUGAACUUCAGCAACUGAAGUUACUGUUGCACUAAUGCAGAGAAAACCACCUGGCUUGCUGCAGUGUCGGCACACCUGCAGUUACUGUAGAGCUCCACUAGGGGCAGCAACGCUCCAUUCUCUCACAUUCAAUUUUCACUGGAAUAAGCUUUAUUCUGAUUUACUCAUUGUAUGUUCUCAGAAGUAAUUAUGGACCCUCUCUGCUGUACAGUGUUGCAUGGAAUUGCUUUGCGGACAUACUCCAAAAAUCACUGUGGCUUCUUUUUAAGCUUAAACCAAGAACAUGUAAAUCUUUACUCUGAUACUAGAAUCAUUUUAAUUUAUUUUUAUUUAAUGUACCACUCAAAACCUUGCACAUUUUAAGAAAAAGAACAUCAGUCGAUUGCUUAUUACUGGUUACUUAUUAAAUGGUACAGUUGCACAGAA